Messenger RNA from Malus domestica (apple), 2323 nucleotides. RefSeq names its product L-type lectin-domain containing receptor kinase S.4-like. Gene Ontology annotation, molecular function: protein kinase activity; carbohydrate binding; ATP binding. Gene Ontology annotation, biological process: protein phosphorylation. NCBI's taxonomy places the organism in Eukaryota, Viridiplantae, Streptophyta, Magnoliopsida, Rosales, Rosaceae. Gene Ontology annotation, cellular component: plasma membrane. The record is from RefSeq and is a predicted model, not a curated record.
CCAUUGCCAUGUGCUUAAUAGAGACCCAGCAAAGAGUCGACCUCUACGGCUCUACUUCCUAUGGGAUUCCAAAGACUCAUACUUUGCUGGGUUUUCCUCCUCUUCCUCCCAAACCCAACAAAAACCCAGCUCGACCAAGAGCUCUACUUAAACGGCUUCAAUGGCGUCUCCAACAGCAGCAACAUGAGCUUAAACGGCGUCGCAUCAAUCGAGCCCAACGGCAUGCUAAAGCUCACAAACGACACUCUCAGAGUCCUCGGCCACGCCUUCUACUCCGCCCCAGUCCGAUUCAAAAGCUCUACCGACGGCAAAGCCUUUUCCUUCUCCACCUCCUUCGUAUUCACCAUCGUCCCGCAGUACCCAAAGCUCGGCGGCCACGGCCUUGCCUUCAUAAUCUCGCCGUCGAAAUCGCUCCCGGGAUCCCUCCCCAGCCAGUACCUCGGCAUCCUCAACUCCACCGUCGUCGGCAACUUCUCCAACCACAUCUUUGCCGUCGAAUUCGACACAGUCAAGGACUUCGAAUUCGGGGACAUCAACGACAACCAUGUCGGAAUCGAUAUCAACACCCUGGCUUCCAACAAAUCGACCCCAGCCGGGUUUUUCAGCGGUGGAAAUUCGACGAAAGAGAACCUCAAUCUCAAGAGUGGACUGCCGAUCCAGGCCUGGGUCGAUUACGAUUCGGUGAAAAAUCAAGUCACUGUCAUGCUUUCACCCUAUUCGAUCAAACCCAGAUCCCCGAUUUUAACAUUCGAUGUCGAUCUUUCUCCAAUUUUGAAAGAUUUUAUGUACGUUGGGUUCUCUGCUUCGACCGGGUUGCUUGCCAGCUCCCACUACGUCUCCGGUUGGAGCUUUAAGAUGAACGGAGAAGCCAAAUCUCUGGAUUUAGAAGCUCUGCCUAAACUUCCCCGCCGUAAAAAGAAGCAUUCAUCAGCGCUGAUCGUUGGCGUUUCUCUUUCUGUUCUUGUUUUCUUUAUCUUGGCCGCCGGAUUGGGCUUCUACAUUGUUCACAGGAUCAAGAACGCCGAGGUGAUCGAGCCGUGGGAGCUCGACAUUGGGCCUCAUAGAUUCAGGUACAACGACCUGAAGCAGGCCACCAGAGGGUUCAGGGAUAAAGAGGUGAUCGGGUUUGGUGGAUUUGGUAAGGUUUACAAAGGGACAUUGCCGAAUUCAGAAACCCAAGUGGCGGUUAAGCGAAUUUCGAACGAGUCGAGGCAGGGUCUGCAGGAAUUCGUGUCGGAAAUCGCCACCAUUGGCCGUCUCAGGCACAGGAAUUUAGCGCAGUUGUUGGGGUGGUGUCGCCGGCGCGGAGAUUUGCUGCUUGUGUAUGAUUUUAUGCCUAAUGGGAGCUUGGAUAAAUAUUUAUUUGAGAAGCCAAAAGCAAUUUUGAGCUGGGAACAGAGGUUCAAGAUAGCUCAAAAUGUAGCUUCUGGCUUAUUGUAUUUGCACGAAGGUUGGGAGCAGACUGUGAUUCAUAGGGACAUAAAAGCAGGAAACGUUCUUUUGGAUUCUGAGAUGAACGGACGGCUUGGAGAUUUCGGUCUUGCUAAAUUGUAUGAGCAUGGAGCAAACCCUACAACAACUAGGGUUGCUGGGACACUGGGUUACCUCGCUCCGGAGUUGACUCGGACCGGAAAACCGACUCCGAGCUCGGAUGUGUUUGCUCUUGGUGCUCUCCUGCUGGAGCUGGUGUGUGGGAGGAGACCCAUUGAACCAAAAGCCCUGCCGGAGGAGCUGAUAUUGGUUGAUUGGGUUUGGGAGAAGUGGAUGGCCGGCUUAAUUCUUGAAGUUGUGGACCACAGAUUGGGGGGUGAGUUUGAUGAUCUGGAGGCCGUUGUGGUGCUGAAGCUAGGGCUGAUGUGUUCAAAUAAUUCCCCCAGGGCAAGGCCCACAAUGAGGCAGGUGGUGAGGUACUUGGAGGGUGAGGCGGCGCUGCCUGACGCAGUGGCGUCUCCCGGGGCUUAUGAUGGGAAGAAGGGUGGCAGCGAUGGCGGUGGAACGGGUGGUGAGUUUUGAGGAUUAUGUGCAUUCCUAUGAAGAUACAGAUACAGCAAUAUGAUACGACAUAACAUGGUUAUACAAAAAAUCUCUAAAAUGUAGGAUGUGUUAUGAGAUAGAUACGGCAAUAAAAACAAUAUAAUGAUAUACAAAAAUAAAAAUAUAUAAUUUGGAACAUAUUUUGAGAACACAAGAAUUUGAAUUCAUUUGAUAAAUCUAAUUCCCUUGAUAUAUAUCGAAGAAGUGUGAGAGUUUUAUUCAAAGUUUCAAUUAGAGGUUAGUUCUUCAUAUCCAUUAGAUUUCAAAAUAAAGUUUCGUCUCUUAUUAA